AUGGUCACCACCACAAUCGACAAUAACCCUCUGGACCCUAACUACGCCGAACGCCGCAACUCUCUCGACGCAAGCAAUAAGCCACAGAAAACAAAGCCCGCUACAAAAGGACUGGAUGCUUUCGUUGAUAGGGAUGUUGCACCAUCACCUCAUACAAUGUGCUCAGAGCUAGCGCACCAGAAUGCCUUGGAGCAUUUGCACGAGAAUACUGAGCACUGGUCUCAGCGGGAGAUGUCAGAGCAUAGUAGCUUACUGUCUGAUCCGACUGCCGACCGUGGACUUCAAGCCCACCCCGAGGAGCUUGGCGAGUAA
This is a messenger RNA of Penicillium nucicola, 312 nucleotides long. RefSeq lists its product as uncharacterized. The record is from RefSeq and is a predicted model, not a curated record. Lineage: Eukaryota; Fungi; Ascomycota; Eurotiomycetes; Eurotiales; Aspergillaceae. The transcript has 3 exons. Bases 1 to 312 code for a protein of 103 amino acids.